This is a messenger RNA of Bursaphelenchus xylophilus (pine wood nematode), 886 nucleotides long. The record is from the annotation of a GenBank genome assembly. NCBI's taxonomy places the organism in Eukaryota, Metazoa, Nematoda, Chromadorea, Rhabditida, Aphelenchoididae.
AUGCUGCUGUUGUGUCUUUUUGCAUCGCUCUGCAUUUCCUUACUGCAUGGAUUUAUCUUCCCUGAACGAGAAUUUGUUAGUGUAAACCUUACGAUUGAAUGCACUGCAAAUUUAUCGACCAUUCUCAGCCUUCGUGAUUUAGAUGGUAAGUAUGUAUUACAGCGGGACUUUUAAAAAUAACAGGGGCGAAUCCCAAGUGUGACGUUCAGAUUUUCUUUAAAUUUUGCACACACUUCGGACAUGGACUAAAUCUCAAUUCCUGAAAGUUUUAGCUCGCGCUUUGCAAGCGCCACCGAGAUAUUGGACGAUCUUUGCCGCCGAGAGAGUACACAACGUUCUUAGAGCGUGAGACUUUUGGCCAUAUCUUUGCCAGUUUCAUGCGGAAAACACUGAUUUUUCGUUCAAACAUUACCCUCCGUGGUAGAAAUAGGCAUGAAACUUUUCGUGCCCAAAUUCAGCAAAAAAGACUCAAAUUUUCACCGACUUUCGAUCUAUAUAAAAAUCUCGAUUGUUUAUGCAGAGCGCGAGCUAGGAUUCUCGCAUGUAUUUCGGGAAAAACUAUUCUAAAUUUGGGCCAAGUUUCAUCAAAAUCUGAAUUUUACUAAUUGACUCUUUUCUCAUAAUUAGUGAUCAAAGACGACGUCUUGGCAACGAUUCACAUUACGGAGCCUGGAACCUAUCUUCUGGAAGGCACCGAAAAAGAAUAUGGCACAUUUGAGCCUUACAUUGAAGUUCUCGGCACAUGCAACGGUAUGUCAACGCGCUGAAAAAUCGACAAAAAUCUUCAGGAAUACCGCAUAACUUCAGGCACAUGAUCCAAGAGAACUUCAUUUACAAGAAGAAGGCCGACCGUAAAGUCUACGGGCACACUGUUAGACUUGAUUGA